CUCGCAAUGCCUUCCCUCCUCCAUUUGGCCACAAUCGCGACAGCGAUUCUGGCAUCUGCAGCUCCAGCCACCGCAACAACAACAACAACAACAACAACAACAACAACAACAACAACAACAACAACAACAACAACCCUCGGCUCAUCAAAGAAUGUCCUCUGCGCCUGUAAAAAACUUUCCAAGUCCUUUCCCAAGCGGAUAAUCUACCCCGGGUCCGACCAGUACACCGCGCAAGCUACAGACGCAUACUGGGAUAAGCGCGCCGCGCUCUCGCCGUCAUGCAUCGUUGUCCCCAAUACAGCGGACGAGGUCGCGACCGCCGUGGAGGCGAUUAGCGAUUGUAAUGCGCCGUUUGCUGUUCGUGGGGGUGGGCAUAUGAAUGUCGUCGGCUCAAACAACAUCAACAAUGGCGUCCUGAUCGCGCUUGAAAACCUCACGGCCGUCAAAGUAAACUCCGAAACAGUCGAAGUCGGGCCCGGGCUCACCUGGUACGACGUCUACACAGCCCUCGAACCGCACGACCGCGUCGCGAUCGGCGGCCGCCUCAAGACCAUCGGCGUGCCCGGGCUAACACUCAUCGGUGGCUACCACUACUUCAACAACAAGUACGGGUUCGCGAUGGACAAUGUCGAAAGCUACGACGUUGUUCUGGGUAACGGGACGCAGGUUGUUGCGAGCCGCGAGGCGAAUCGCGAUCUCUUCUGGGCGCUCAAGGGCGGGGGUGGGAAUAAUUUCGGAAUUGUGACAAGGUUUGUCCUGCGGACGUAUGCAGUCCCAGAGGUUAGUACGACGAUACAGGCGUUUGAUGAAGCGGCUGUUCCUGGGUUCUUGGCUGCGGUGUGUGAGGCUGCCAAGUUGGAUAAGGAGCGCCCCGUUGCGGCCGGGAUGGUUGCGACGGUUACGUAUAAUGUCACCACGGGGGUGACGUCGGCUUCGUUGUUGGGGGUGCAGGAGGGGGUGAGCAAUCCGCCGGAUCAGUUUGCGAAUUUCUCGAGCAUCUCGUCGUUUGCGAUUAAUAAUGUCACGACGAUGAAGGAGUGGUCGAGUAAUUUCGACACGCCGACGCAGAUGUGGAGAAUCCAAUUCACCCACCGCACCAUCAAAGCCGACGCUGCGGUGCUCACAUCUCUCUACGAAGCCUGGAAAGACGCAGUGGCCGAGAUCGCCGACGUCGAGGGUCUCGCCCCGACGUUUGUAGCCAACGUCAUCUCCCCCAAUGCGGUCCGUGUCGGAAACACCAACGGUAUCGGCAAUAUCUGGGGUCUCGAGGAAGAGCCCAUGAUCAUCUGGCAAUUCAGCACAAGCUGGUCCCUGGCGCGUGACGACCGACGCGUCGAGACCUGGGGCCGCGUAACGACCGAGCGCCUGCACGCGCUGAACCGGCGCAAGGGCGUUGCGUCCGAGUACAUUUACAUGGGCGACGCGGGCGACUGGCAGGAUGCGUUCGCGGGGGUGCCGAGGGCGAAUGUGGCGCGGUUGAAGAGGAUUCAGAGGGCUUAUGAUCCCGAGAGGGUUUUUACGCGGUUGAACACGGGUGGGUUCAAGUUGACUUAGGGAGUUGGUUGUUGGUGGGAAUGGGGCUGGGGUGGUCGGGGUGUGGUAGUUUGCCAGCACAUGAAGAUAGGAAGAGUUCGAUAUAGGACUUAGACUUUCGAACUGCGAGCAGCAGGCCGUGGUUGUUUGAAUACACACUACAGUAGGCUUAUUGGACCAGGUGUGUGGACCAGAGCUUCAAUAUCUAGCCAACAAGCUCAAACAUAUCAAUCGAUCU
This is a messenger RNA of Aspergillus calidoustus, 1771 nucleotides long. Lineage: Eukaryota; Fungi; Ascomycota; Eurotiomycetes; Eurotiales; Aspergillaceae. The record is from the annotation of a GenBank genome assembly.